Molecule: messenger RNA, 2221 nt
Organism: Populus euphratica (Euphrates poplar)
Lineage: Eukaryota; Viridiplantae; Streptophyta; Magnoliopsida; Malpighiales; Salicaceae
Product: transcription repressor KAN1-like
Exons: 6
Coding region: 620-1930 (436 amino acids)
Biological process (GO): regulation of DNA-templated transcription; abaxial cell fate specification
Cellular component (GO): nucleus
Molecular function (GO): transcription cis-regulatory region binding
Source: RefSeq, a predicted model, not a curated record
UUUCGUAUGGUAUAUUUUAACCCCGUUGUCUACGGGGAAUUUUAAUUUUUAAUAGGAAAAGAAUUGCCAAAACCUUUGCAGUUUUGCGUGUAUUGACUAUGGAGAAAAUGAGAGCUGAUCAGCUUCUGUACAGAGGUAUAGAGUGAGAGAGAGAGAGAGCUUUGUUGAAGUGUCAUUUUCCUAUAUCUAUAUACUCUUGAGGAAAUAGGAAACCAAAUCCCUCACCUUCUCUCUACCUUUUCCCACUUUUUUUUUCUAGCUACUCUUCUUUCAUAACCACACAUCUCUCUCUCUCUCUGAAUGGAGUGUGUAUGUUUCUUGGAGAAGAGAAAAGGACUUUCUUUGUUUCAGUUUUUGCAUUAAGGCACUCUCUACAUCAGACUUUCUUUCUUUCUCUUAUUUGGUUUUGUGAAGUUAUUAGAGGGUUUUGCCUUCUUUAAUUUCAUAGUCAUCUACACUUCUAACCUCCUAAAGAUUGCUUUUUUAGUAAGCUUAGAAAAGAUCCCACUUCAAAAAUCUACUCUAUUUUUUGUGUUCUUAAAUCUUGGCUUCUCUUUUUAAUUAUUAGAAGAAAAGGAACAACAGCCUGCAACCAUUGAUUUCUAAGGGAAUAUUAAAAAUGUCCCAGAAAGGAAUUUUUGAUAAACAGUCUUUGAAUCUGAUUCCAGACCUUUCACUGCACAUAAGCCUUCCAAACAGCGCUCCUUCUUCGAUUUGCACUGGCACAAAUGAUAGUGAUUCUGCUUUUGAUUUUUGGCGCAAAGAUGAUGGCCUAAAAUCACAUAGUGAUAGUUCCAUAAGGGUUGGGUCUCAAGCAGACACUGAACUCUCUCUUGCAAAUCCAACAAAUACUGCUUUGGAGGCAGAGAGCCCUUGGAGAAGGAACUUCUGUGGCAGCGGAACCGGCAGUGUUGAAGGUCACCAUGAUCAAGCCAGGCAAAGAAAUCUUCUUCUUCAAUGUUCUGGCAAUGGCCAAAUGAGUCAUCUAAAUCAUGGGAUCUCAGUUCUUGAUGUCACAGGAUUGAAGCCUAUAAAGGGGAUUCCAGUGUACAAUAGCUGGAAUAGUUCAGGAGAUAUUGAUCCUAGAUUUAGCUUUAACCGAAUGCCUUAUUCACCUUCUUGCACCCCUUACUCUUCUUCUAACCCAUCAGCUGAUCACCAUAAAUCUCCUUUCCAAGCUUACAGAAUGGAUACUUCUGCACCAAGAUUCAAUGGAAUGUCAAUGGACACUCUGAGAGCCCCGCAGUACCAUCAAUACGGAGCUGCAGGUGUAGGGAGUGGUCCUGGUGCAGAGGUAUAUGGUAGUGGCAUGAUCAGAUCAAGAUUUAUGCCAAAGUUACAAAACAAGAGGAAUAUGAGAGCUCCAAGAAUGCGUUGGACUAGCUCACUCCAUGCUCGUUUUGUUCAUGCUGUUGAGCUCCUUGGUGGCCAUGAAAGGGCAACUCCAAAGUCAGUUCUAGAGCUCAUGGAUGUCAAAGAUCUAACACUUUCUCAUGUUAAAAGUCAUUUACAGAUGUAUAGAACUGUUAAGAGCACUGACUGCAGACCUGCAGCUUCCUCUGAUGGCUCCGGUGAUGAAGAUUCCAUGCCUGGAACAGCUUGCUUUAAUCAAAAUGCCAACUAUUUACUCAAGCAGAAAGGAGGUUCAAAUGUGCCUAAUUUACAGCAUGAUAAUGGUUUCUCUCACUCUCCCGCCACUCUAUGGAGCAACUCUUCUAGCAAAGGAGGAGGAUGGCAUAACAGCUCAAGAGAUCUAGAUGGGCUGAAGGGAGAAGCUCUAUCUUCUCAACAAGUAACGGGAAAUAAACUGGACGGAGUUGGUUUUGCUCAAUCAAGAAGCUUUACAGGAUUCAAUCAAGAACUCAAGAAUCCAAUCCUGGAGAUUUCCUUAGGGAGACCAGAGUACUGGCAAAACGAAGAGCAUGAAUGAUUUAAGAUAAGAGUUAUGCCGGCUAACAAUGGCAUGGGAUUUAGAAUUCCCUUUUUCUUAAACAAAAAGAAAAAGAUCAUAGAAGAUAUAAAUAGAUAUAGGGCUUUGCAAGGGGAGAAGAAGAAAGUCUUGUUCUGUCAAGUUCAGUGCAUGUCUGUCUGUAUAUUCUUUUUUAGACCAUUGUUGGACUAUGUUAUGAGUUGAUGUUAGUCAUUACGUGGUGCACUCAACGAAGCAAAAAGCAGUAGAGAAGAAGGAAUCAGUUUUAAUGGUGCAUGAUAUAUAUAUAUA